AUGUUUCCAGUCACACGUAAAUUUUGUAAACAGCAAGUGGUGAGAAGAGAGAUGAAUGAACAUGUCAGCAAGGAUGAGACAUGCCCUAACAGUCCACUAGAAUGUGAAUUUAGUGAAGCAGGUUGUCAGUUUAUUGGCAAUAGAAAUGAAAUGACAAUUCAUGUACAAAAUGAACUUGCAUCUCAUCUUAGUCUUUUGAUGAAACAACAAUCUAAUACCAAGUCAUCACUUGAGUCAUUACUCUCAGCCACCAAGUCAUUACUUUCAUCCACAAGAGCUAGUCUUGCUAAAAAAGAAUGUGAACUUGAGCAUUUAAAAUCAUUUGUUACAGAGAAGAUUGGAAUGCCUGUUUCUCAACCUGACAUUUGUGUGUUCGAUUGGAAUAUAACCAAUUGGUCAAACUGGAGAAACAAAGCAGAGUUGAAUCCAUUCUGCAAGAUACUGUCAGAGCCAUUUCACACAGAACCACAAGGAUACAAGUUGCUUCUCGUGCUUUAUCCAGCUGGACUUAUCAGUAGUAGAGGAUCUCACGUCUUUGUUAGUGUUUUGAUGCAUAGCACAGACUAUACAACCAAACUUCAUACAAAACAGCACUGCAAGUUCUCAUUCACAUUAAUAGACCAACAGCCUGAUGCAAUGAAUGUGGUUGUAAUAGAAGAAAAAACACUGAAACAUUCGUCUCGCCCAUUUACUGUGAAUAUACAGCUGGAAGGUUCUCUCCAAGUUUAG
Corticium candelabrum is the source of this 729-nucleotide messenger RNA. Its product is annotated as TNF receptor-associated factor 6-like. Gene Ontology annotation, molecular function: zinc ion binding; tumor necrosis factor receptor binding. Gene Ontology annotation, biological process: tumor necrosis factor-mediated signaling pathway; protein K63-linked ubiquitination. The transcript has a single exon. Lineage: Eukaryota; Metazoa; Porifera; Homoscleromorpha; Homosclerophorida; Plakinidae. Gene Ontology annotation, cellular component: cytoplasmic side of plasma membrane. The record is from RefSeq and is a predicted model, not a curated record. The coding region runs from base 1 to 729 and encodes 242 amino acids.